AAAGUAUAUUUCCUUUUUUUCAAUGAGCGAUACUAUGAGUGGUUCUUUUUAGACAUCUUUGAGGAUCUCCAUAAUCCUGUUUGUGAAGCUGGAGCGCUUCUGCGUGGGUUGGCGAAGCGCAAGGAUAUUGUUCAGCCUGUUCUUGCUUUUGCUAUCAAUGUACUGACACGAUCGACUAACCCGCGUGAAGUUGAAGGAGCGCUUCGUAUGAUUGGAGAGCUUGAAGCGCAACUGACAAAAAGUCGAAAGUACAAAGGAGAUGUGGAACGCAUGCUGGAUACCCUGUGUACUAAUCGCCUGAAUGACCCGAACAAGUUCGUCAAAGCUCGUGCUGCGUGGUGCUUCAGGCAAUACAGUGACGCUAAUUUUCGUACGACGGGUAUUCUUCAAAAGGCUAUUGAUGGCCUCAUUCGUUGUCUCUGUGAUCCAAAUGAGGAGCUACCGGUGAAAGUGGAGGCGGCGUUGGCCAUCCAGGGCAUCCUGAAAGAUCAAGAGAAGGCUCACGCCCUUCUGGAGCCUUCUGUGAGAGUUAUCAUAGUUCAAGUACUAGAACUGGUUGCGAAGACCCAGGUUGAAGAUGUGGUUCGAGUAUCCAACCUCUUCUUGGAAAUCAUCACUAGCCCUAAUGCAAGCGAUCAAACUCACUCACUGCUGUCCAUUCUACCUACUAUGAGCAACAUCCUUGAUGUGGUGGAAGAUCAUCGUGAGAUUAUGGUAGCUGUUGAACCAAGUGUCCUGAGAUGUGAAAAAUAUAUAUUCACUGAGCAAAAAAUUGAUUUCUACUGUGAUAUUAUCGUGCUUAUGCAAUCACUUCUGACAUCGUAUGUUAGCGAGCCUAUGUGGGCUGUAUUCAAUGAUCUGUACACAAUGUACAAAAAUAGUGACCAUCGAAGUGUGCUGCCGUUUGCAGAUGUUUUCCAUGUUCUUCACUUGUAUGUUGUGACUGAUACUGAAAGCUUCCUCGCUUUCCCUGAACGUUUGAUGGCCUUCCUGGAUAUGUGUACGAUUUCUUUGCAGGAUGAGGAUGACGGUGAUGAAAAUCAUUUGUUUGCCGCGAAACUUCUGGAAAGUAUCCUUCUCCAAUGCGGAGGACCUGCUGCUCAAAUGGUUUCUCCGGUCAUACCAAAUAUCCUUAUGUUGGUACUUGGACGCCUUAAUCAACCGUUUGCAGAUGGUCUCUCUGAGUUGAAACCUCUGCUUCUUCUCGUAAUUGUCGCUGCCUUAUACACGUCUCAUGAAGUCGCCUUGCAUGCUUUAGCUCAACUAGCACCGAAUCAUCCAAAUCCUCUUGAUUAUGUCUGUGAUGAGCUGUUAGCUUGUACAAAGGACAUUAAGGGUGUCCAUAACAGGAAAAUGGCUCUCUUUGGGAUUUGUGCCUUCUUUGGCCUGCCUAGGGAAGCAAGACCAGCUACCGUCAAUACAAAUCCUCAAAAGGUAAUUGAUGUGGCUAUUACACUUUUUGAAAAUCUUCAACGUACCCUGAAGGCUCAAGCUGAAAAUCGAAACGACGAUUCUGAUUCCGAAAGCGAUGAUGACACGGACACCUCGAAGAAGAAGAAGAACGCCAAUCGCCGAAAACUUCCAGAGCAUUUAUCUGAUGAUGACGAUGAAAUCGACGAGCUGACCUUCGACUACAUCGAUGCUAUGUCGAAGGAUAUCAAGGCAAUCAGUGGAGGUAACAUUGAGGAUGGAGGUAGCGACGACAGCGAUGAUGGAUCAUCGUUCUGCGAGGAAACAGAUACUGAGCAAUUCAAAACGUCCUUCGACGAAGAAAAUGCUCCAGAUGUGUUCGUAUACUUCAAAAACACCAUGGAAAAGUUCGAGCAGACUGAGCCGGAAAUCUUCCAAACCAUGGUUCAGAACUUGACUGCUCAACAACAGACUUCUCUUAAAGAACUUAUUACGAUUUGUGAACAACAUGUGAAAUCAGAGGAGUCGAAACAGGUGGAACAAGCUGGUGGAUAUGACUUCAAGGCUGCCGCAGCAGUGCCGGCGGAGUUUAAUUUCGCAAAGUGA
Molecule: messenger RNA, 2016 nt
Organism: Cooperia oncophora
Lineage: Eukaryota; Metazoa; Nematoda; Chromadorea; Rhabditida; Trichostrongylidae
Source: the annotation of a GenBank genome assembly